Molecule: messenger RNA, 1248 nt
Organism: Camelina sativa (false flax)
Lineage: Eukaryota; Viridiplantae; Streptophyta; Magnoliopsida; Brassicales; Brassicaceae
Product: zinc finger protein ZOP1
Biological process (GO): mRNA splicing, via spliceosome
Cellular component (GO): precatalytic spliceosome; nucleus
Molecular function (GO): RNA binding; zinc ion binding
Source: RefSeq, a predicted model, not a curated record
UAUAUACUUUUAUUUCUCUUCUUCUCUCCUCUCUGAGUUUCGAAUCGAGUUGAAGGAAUUAGGGUUUCGAAUCUCUUUCUCUCUCUUGAGGAUCUAUUAUUCCAUCAAUUGGUUUCUGAAUCUUGAUAAAAAGUUGUUCUUUUAGUUCCGGCAACUUCGUUUUGUGGGUUUUAAGCUUUCGCUUCAAUCUUUCAUCUCCCUGAUCAAGAGCCAUGACUGAGUAUUGGGUUAGCCAAGGGAACAAAUGGUGCGACUUCUGUAAGAUCUGGAUACAGAACAAUCCAACAAGUAUUAGAAACCAUGAGCUUGGUAAGCGUCAUAGAGAAUGUGUUGAUAAGAAGCUCACUGAUAUGCGUGAGAAGAGUGCAGCCAAAGAUAAAGAGCUCAAGAAAAACGAAAAAUUGCUUCAACAGAUCGAAGCUAAAGCAACUCGUAGCUAUCAGAAAGAUAUAGCAACUGCUCAGCAAGUAGCAAAAGCAAACGGUGCACCAGAGGAUGGUACAGCGGAGAAUCAUCACCAGAGAGCAAAACGGUUCCCUCUUUUGAGUCACUCUCAGGUUGGAUGCUUGACAGUGCUUCAGGCUAUUAUUACAACCAGACCAAUGGUCUGCACUAUGAUUCAAAGUCUGGAUUCUAUUACAGUGAUUCAAUAGGCCAUUGGGUGACACAAGACGAGGCAUACGCUGCGGUUAAAACAUCAUCUGAUAAAGGAACUAAAGUACCUCUGGUUAAAAAGCCUAUGGUACCUACUUCAGAAGCUGGACCAAGUUUGGUGAAACCACCUGGCCGCCUUGUCUCAGCUUCAUUAAACCCUAAAAGAGCUGUGAAAGGAGCUCCUUCAUCUGUUGAUCUUGGCAACAACAAGAGAAAGAGACAAGAUGAGAAACCGAAGAAAGUAUCCGCAGAAGAGAAAGCUGCAUUGAGGGCGAGAGAAGCUGCUAGGAAACGAGUUGAAGAAAGAGAAAAACCAUUGCUUGGUCUUUACAAUAGACCUUUUUGAUGCAUCACUCGGUAGAAGGGAGGCUAAGCUGAGAAGAGUUAUGGUUGAUCACAUUGUGGUGGUUAUUUCGUUUAUCCCUGCAUAACGUUUAUUCAAAUACUCUCUGGUAACACUCGGAGGGAUUUGUCUUAUGUUCUUCUAACUGUUGUUCACUUGUUCCAAUCAAAUCAAUUCCAUCUUUGUUGUACAAUUAUAUUCAAUUUUUUUUGUUAAAGUGAUGGAGUGGAAAUCCCCACAUUUUACCAGAA